Molecule: messenger RNA, 2198 nt
Organism: Alligator sinensis (Chinese alligator)
Lineage: Eukaryota; Metazoa; Chordata; Crocodylia; Alligatoridae
Gene: CIMIP2A
Product: family with sequence similarity 166 member A
Exons: 4
Coding region: 750-1874 (374 amino acids)
Source: RefSeq, a predicted model, not a curated record
CCAGCUGGGCUGAGUUAAUUUCCCCAGCGCUGUGGUCGAAACAUUUCGACCAGCGUCGUUUUGUAUCUAGGCUGUUCCGUAGCCCUUUGUUUCAUUUUGAUUUUGCUGUUUUGACCUCAAAAUGAGUUGAAACAGUGUCGAAAUGAAACAGCCAGCAAAAUUUCACACAGCCCUACUAAGGAACUCCUGUGCUUUAUCAUAAGAGGGAGAGGUGACCAGAAGUGAAGCCUAGAGGCUAUAUGAGCCUGGCUCUUGGGUUGAGAAGUCACUCUAGCCCAGGCUGGGUUUGUGGAAGAAUUUAUCUGAAGCACUAGGAAAAGGAGAAGUUGGGAAUCUAUGAUAGUCUGUCUGAAUUAGAUCACAGUGGGGAGAAGAGUUCCUUUGAGGGAAGGCUCCAGGCUGAUGACUGGGGGCUACAAAAUAUAGGCAGUAAGGUAGCUUUGAGAGGCUCGUAUAGGGUAGCCAACUAGCAAUGGUGGCUUUGGAUGUGUUAUGUACUUUCCGAGUUGAGGGGGGGCAAGAGUUGGUUGGUCAUCUUACUUGUAACAACUUGAUGGUUCUGUCUGUUAGCCAUGAGGUAUGGGGGAAGACUUCUGCAGGGCAGUAAGGAGGUAUUAAGAAUGCCUGGCUAAAGGGUACUCUAGGCUGGGCUGGUUGGUGUGGGGGUAGGCCAAGAUUGAUAACACCAAUUUGGGAGGCAAUGUCAAGGUGUGGUAGGCAAAGACAGGGCAAUACCCUAGUAAGUCAGAAUGCAAAAUAGUCUUGGGGUGGCUGCCAGAGGGCCCCAUAUCUAUCUUUGCAGGUGGCACCCAUUACAAUGCUUAUAUUCACCUUGCCUUAAGCAUAGACUAGCUCUUUGUAGCUUGCUUCUGAGAAGCCUAGCUAGGCUGCCAGGCACCUUCAAAGAUAUGUGGACAAAAUCAACUGCUGCAGUCAGGGGCAUCAGAAGCAAAGUCUUAGCUAAGCUCCUCAAGUUUGGCAGCUUAUACACAAACUUCUUAUUUGUUCUACCUAUAUGGGAAGGCACUCUUCAUGUCUCAGGAUCUUGGGAGAGGAGCAAGUGUUGCUUGACUUCGCUCAGUCCUGUAUCUGCCUUGCGUGAGCUGACCAUCCACAGUACAAAUGCAAUGACAGCUCCACAGAGACACAGCCUCUUUAAUCCUGAACCUCACUACAUCCCAGGAUAUGGGGGAUUUUACCCUCAGUUUCGCUACCAAAUUGGAGAAACCUAUGGCAAAACCACAUCUCACCUGCUCACCGAUCCUAGUAUUCAGAAGAGCCUGUGCUCUGUGCUGGCACCACUGGUGAAGCCAAAGUUCUUAAAGGAUUUUAGUGACAUAAAGCAUCCCUUGAACCAGAUGCUGGAUCGAGACAAAAGUUAUAUUCCUGGCUACACAGGAUUCAUUCCCUACCAAAAAGCACAGGUUGGAAUGUACUUCCCUAUACCAGCACCUGAAUCAAACCCUGCCUUAUCAAGACUUGUUCCAGCAAAGGAACAACAAUUAUUGAUGAACACAGAUACUGGUGACUCCUUAUCAUUAUGUGAGAAGAACAACUUCAUCCCUUGCCAUCCUGGUAUCUGUUUGGCAUGUGGCCAUGGGUGGAAAAGUCUUUCCCGUCCUCCUGGAAAACAACUAACCUCUGAGCAGGAAGAGAAGAAGUCAUCUUGUGACCCUGACAUUGCUUUGGCAUGUGGGCAAGAAAAGAGCCAUGGACCUUGCCAUUCGGAAAUCGCGCUUGCAUGUGGUCAGGGAUGGAACAAUUUUCCCUGCCUCCCUAGAAUCAAAGAGGUAUGGGAGAGAGCUCUGUACCACACUGCCUUUGUAGAGACUGACAAAAUGAAAGUGUGUUCCUUAUUUACAUUGGCACUCUAGAGGGGGUAAUAUAUAUCAAACAUGCUUUGUGUAUUUGUGUAUGUGUAUAGACUUUAUUGAAAUUCAUGUAGUUUGCUGUGUCCGUCUUAGCAAGUCACCCAGACCACUCUGAUAACUAAUAAUUAAACCUAAUUUUAUGGAAAUAAUUAAACCUGAUGUAUGGAAAAGAGGUAUUAUAAAAUACAUUUGAUAUCUCUUGCAAAAGUAAAAAUUUGGUUGAUAAAGAUAAUUGUGUUGACACGAUAUAUUUAAUAUUCCGUAAGUUUUUUGACUCAGUCCUACAUGGCAAAAAUAAAAACAGUCAAAUAUAUAUUCCAGAGGUAA